Molecule: messenger RNA, 1953 nt
Organism: Dendronephthya gigantea
Lineage: Eukaryota; Metazoa; Cnidaria; Anthozoa; Malacalcyonacea; Nephtheidae
Product: ADP-ribosylation factor-like protein 1
Exons: 10
Coding region: 79-624 (181 amino acids)
Biological process (GO): vesicle-mediated transport; intracellular protein transport
Cellular component (GO): cytoplasm; Golgi apparatus
Molecular function (GO): GTPase activity; GTP binding
Source: RefSeq, a predicted model, not a curated record
CGAAUGCAAAGUCACGUUUUGUUCUAUUGAGCUUUGAUCAAAACAUUUCUAGAAGUUUGUAAUAUUAGGGUUUGUAAUAUGGGUGGGUUUUUUUCCAAUUUAUUUUCAUCCUUAUUUGGUUCAAAAGAAAUGAGGAUUCUCAUUCUUGGUUUGGAUGGUGCUGGAAAGACUACAAUAUUAUACAGGCUUCAAGUUGGUGAAGUUGUAACCACAAUUCCAACAAUUGGCUUCAAUGUUGAAACAGUUACUUACAAGAAUCUGAAGUUUCAAGUGUGGGACUUAGGAGGUCAAACAAGUAUCAGACCCUACUGGCGCUGUUACUAUGCCAAUACAGAUGCAGUUAUAUAUGUGGUAGAUAGUGCUGAUAGGGACAGGAUUGGUAUCUCAAAACAAGAACUCCUAUCCAUGCUUGAGGAAGAUGAACUAAAAAGGGCAAUUCUUAUGGUCUUCGCCAAUAAGCAGGAUAUGGAAGGUUCAAUGUCAGCGACAGAAGUCUCGACAGCUCUGGGUUUAGCAGCGUUAAAGAGUAGAACGUGGUCAAUAUUUAAGACAUCAGCGUUGAAAGGCGAAGGAUUAGAAGAAGCCAUGGAAUGGUUGGCAACAGCGUUGAAGACGAAGCAAUAGAAUUUUUGGAGACAAAGGAUUUUGAAAAGAAUGAAUUUUUAUACUGUACAUCGUACGAAAAUGGACGUAGUUAUUAUUUGAGUAAAGAACGUAACACGGGUCUAGAUGUUAGGGCAUGCAGCUAUCUUCUUACUGCAGUAGUUUACAAUCACAGGCUUUCAAUGCCCCUUUGUUAGCGAAACAAAAGACUUUCUACGCGUUGAUCAGCCCUGUUUUGUUAAAAAUUGACUCUGUCUGAUCUGAUCAUCUGAAAGGACCUUUUCAUUAGGCGCCGUGCAAACACGACACAUGCAUGGAUGUAAAUUAUUGUUUAAUUCUACCGCGAUAUUUAAAGUUUACCCCCUAUUUUCAUCAAACAUGACGUAAUAUGACGUAAUAAGUCACGUGACCUCUAUAGCCAAGUCGCAGACCAUUUCAGCUUGCAUGCAAAUAAACCCAUAUCAGAUGUUGUGAUCAUGGAAUAGUCGAUAAAACUUAACCAUUUCAUACCAGGUGAUUUAAAUGGGUUAAUUUGCAUAGAAGCUGAAAAGGUCUAUUGUGUUCUAGGGCUGCUUUCCACUAACCCGUUUUUCAUACGCACGUUCACGCACGUAAAACUGGUAAAAGUCUAAAUUCUUAUGCAUGUCAUGCAUAGGAGUGUAUUUGAAAAAAAAAACUGAAAGAUCCGUAUAUUUUAGUAUGCAUUUGUUCUAUUAUAAAAUUUAAAAACAUUCACAGUUUUUUGCGUGUAAAAAAACGCGUAUUGAAGUCGAAAGCAGCCUUAAAUUUUAUGCAGAUUCGUGUCCAGGUCAGUCCUAAGCGCAACGUUAUUUCAUGCAAAAAUUUUAAUUGGGUCUUGAUCCGUUUGAACUGGAUGAUUGAUGUGCCUCUAUAAUAAUUUGCAGUUUAAACUGCCGCUGUUUUUAUUACGAUUUUUGUGAAACCUCACAUGCAAAAGUUUUUAUUGAAUAUUUUCAGUAACGCUAAACCACACUGAAUCAUCCACAGAAAGGGACCCUAUAUAGCCCCUUUUUUUCUAGACGAAUUUAUUCGCGCGACACGAAGCGAUAUCUGAAAUUCGGUGAUGUGAUUGGUUUGCAAAAAAAUUCGCCGCGAAAAAGUAGAAACGCUUUCUACGCACGAAUAAAUUCGCCUAGUAGAAAACGGGCCUACGCAUGUUAUUGCGGUUAUCCUGCUUGUACAUCGUUCAAAUGUUGUAAACUUAUACGUGUGUUACACAGUUACCUAAAAAGAUAUGACAGUACAAAUGACCGCCUUGACAAAGACGAGUCAAAAUUUGAACUAAUUCAAAGCUUUAAAAUGGGAAUGUAGAUUAAAGUUUAUUUGACG